Messenger RNA from Trichomycterus rosablanca, 1245 nucleotides. RefSeq names its product ISY1 splicing factor homolog (gene isy1). The transcript is spliced from 11 exons. Gene Ontology annotation, cellular component: catalytic step 2 spliceosome; post-spliceosomal complex; post-mRNA release spliceosomal complex. The coding region runs from base 66 to 920 and encodes 284 amino acids. The record is from RefSeq and is a predicted model, not a curated record. Gene Ontology annotation, biological process: mRNA 3'-splice site recognition; generation of catalytic spliceosome for second transesterification step. Lineage: Eukaryota; Metazoa; Chordata; Actinopteri; Siluriformes; Trichomycteridae.
UGGCGGUGCGUUAUCAUUGCGCGACGUCUCUGUUACCACGCAAAGGUUUGAGUUAAAGAUAAAACAUGGCUCGAAAUGCAGAAAAGGCCAUGACGGCCUUGGCCAGGUUCCGGCAAGCCCAGCUUGAAGAAGGAAAAGUAAAGGAGAGACGACCUUUUCUGGCUUCUGAAUGCAGCGAGUUACCUAAAGCUGAGAAGUGGAGGCGACAGAUCAUCAGUGAAAUCUCAAAGAAGGUGGCACAGAUUCAAAACGCUGGUUUAGGGGAAUUUAAGAUCCGGGAUCUGAAUGAUGAAAUCAACAAGCUUAUUCGUGAGAAGGGUCACUGGGAGGUUCGAAUCAAGGAACUUGGAGGACCUGACUAUGGGAGAAUUGGACCCAGGAUGCUUGAUCAUGAGGGGAAAGAAGUGCCUGGAAACAGAGGUUACAAAUAUUUUGGUGCUGCAAAGGACCUGCCAGGAGUGAGAGAACUGUUUGAAAAAGAACCUGUCCCGCCACCCAGAAAAACACGUGCUGAGCUAAUGAAGGAGAUCGAUGCUGAGUAUUACGGCUACCGAGACGAGGACGAUGGUGUUCUGGUGCCUUUGGAGCAAGAGUAUGAAAAACAAGCAAUAGCACAAGCCAUUGAGAAGUGGAAGGCCGCGAAAGAGGCCCGUUUGGCUGAAGGUGGCGGGAUGAAAGAGGCUGAGGAGGAAGAGGAAUACAUCUAUGCUGUAAAAGAUGACGAGUCGGACGAUGAAACGAGGGAACAGAUGGAGGGGGAGGACGGAGCACAAACAUUUAUUGCUCAUGUACCUGUACCUUCACAAAAGGAGAUUGAAGAAGCUCUGGUCAGAAGAAAGAAGAUGGAGCUGCUGCAGAAGUACGCCAGCGAGAACUUAAUGGCACAGAGCGAAGAAGCUAAAGCGCUACUCGGCUUGUAGCGAGAUCAGCCAGCUGCUCUUGCUUUACAUCCCAUCAGGUUCUCAACGGGACUGGAACUGAUAACCCACAGUAAUGUGCUAGUAAUGUCACUCGGCUGUAUUACAGCUACAAGUUAAUAAAGAUUGCACUUUUUAUGUGCUUUUGUACUCAACAGCUGAUGUAUUGUAGUGGCUCACCUGCUGUCGUUCAUUGACAUGUCUGCUUUUUACAUGUUACUGUGUUAUAAAUAUGUUAUACUUGCAUAAUUAAUUCUAACUGUAGAUCAGACAGCACACAACUCUCUGUAAAUAUGUUUUAUAUAAACCCUGAGACAUUUUUCACCAG